AAUACCGGUUGAGGGCUGACAGAGGACUCUAGUAUAUGUUCUGUGGUUGAUUCUUUAAUCAAUUCUUUUUAACUCUAACCUACACUAAUCGACACAAACCGAGAUUCUGCGAUUUGAUAUUUGUUUAUCAUUACUCGGUAUCAUUCAAUGUUUAAUAAUAUUUCUCAAUACUUUUUUACUGCGAUCACAGAAAUUGGCCUGAGUGAGAUUCAUUGAAGAGUGUUCAAUAGAUGUAUCACUCGAAUACCCUGAUUCUUAAAUAGCUGCUGGUACAAAAUAAGUAUCACGAUGACACCGCCGAUGGAAAGAAUUCAGAUUUUGGAGACCAUCGAGAAAGACAUUAUAGUGUGUUUGCAAAGUGCAGGACAAGCUUGUAUGGAAUUGGGCAAAGAGAAAUCAAGCUUGAAACAGGCGGAGUCACAAACGCAUCAGUUUUUGAAAACCUUAGGACAAUUGGAGUCUAAAUUAAGUGAACAAAUUAAUUAUCUCACACAAGUUUCUACUGGUCAGCCACACGAAGGUUCCGGAUAUGCGAGUCAAAAGGUACUGCAAAUGGCAUGGCACAGAUUGGAGCAUGCACGAAGUAGAGUUAACGAAUUGGAACGUAUAAAGAACAAGAUGCGAUAAUUACAUAAUUUUUCCCGAUCCAAGAUUAUAUAUUGCUUUGUAAAGAUGAGUAAUAUUACAUUAAUGUUGCUCCCGGCGACCCAAUUGAUAAUAAUAAAUUUGUAUACUUUUGUCAAUUAAAACUUCUUAUCAUCCUGUUUACAUUGUGACAAUUAUUGCAAUCAGUGUUGUGUGUCAAGUUAUAAAUAUUUAUAAUAAAAAAUUAUAAAUACUAUUCCUAAAAAA
This is a messenger RNA of Solenopsis invicta (red fire ant), 852 nucleotides long. RefSeq names its product mediator of RNA polymerase II transcription subunit 11 (gene MED11). Gene Ontology annotation, cellular component: mediator complex. Gene Ontology annotation, biological process: regulation of transcription by RNA polymerase II. The record is from RefSeq and is a predicted model, not a curated record. Gene Ontology annotation, molecular function: transcription coregulator activity. NCBI's taxonomy places the organism in Eukaryota, Metazoa, Arthropoda, Insecta, Hymenoptera, Formicidae. Bases 289 to 627 code for a protein of 112 amino acids. The transcript has 3 exons.